This is a messenger RNA of Phycomyces blakesleeanus NRRL 1555(-), 321 nucleotides long. RefSeq lists its product as hypothetical. The coding region runs from base 1 to 321 and encodes 106 amino acids. The record is from RefSeq and is a predicted model, not a curated record. Lineage: Eukaryota; Fungi; Mucoromycota; Mucoromycetes; Mucorales; Phycomycetaceae. The transcript is spliced from 3 exons.
AUGUAUCCAGCUAGAAUCGAACCAGACUCUCCGCAUCAGCAAAACGUAACUGUAAUAAGUCGGCCAAAACAUAUUUGUUACCAUUCUUAUAUAAACUUUGAAACUGCAUUAUCUUCACUGUUGUGGUGGUUGAAGUUGAAGAAUUUUUUAAGAGGAAGAAUUGAAGAUUUGAGAUUAGGAACAAAGAUUCGUGAGAACUUGUGUAGGUUUUGUUUAUUGAGAAAGAUUUGUCUCAAUGAAGUAUUAACAUCGAAAGUAAAUGUGUUUAUGAGUUAUAAUUAUGCUUAUAAUAAUCCACUGAAGUAUCUCAUAUUAUGGUGA